AGCUCCUGAAUUUGAACUAGAUCUGAAAGCGUCGGUCUGUAUUCCCUAAUCCACGCAAAAACUUGCCCAAAGCUGCGCUAACUACCCGGUCGGCGUUCAGGUCCUGGUGUCGUUAUCUUCCUCCUUGUCCCCUCCUCCAGGUAUGGGACGUGUCCACCGAAAACUGCGUCCACCUGCAGUGGUUUGGGGGCGGCGGCGUCACUUACUUGGCUUGGUCACCCGACGGCAGCAAGGUCCUGGCGGCCACUCCCUCGGCGGUGUUCAGAGUGUGGGAGGCUCAGAUGUGGACGUGCGAGCGGUGGCCCACUAUCAAAGGACGCUGCCAGACGGGGUGCUGGAGCCCUGACGGCAGCCGACUGCUCUUCACGGUGCUGGGGGAGUCCGUCAUCUACUCCUUGUCCUUCUCGGAGUACAGAGGUGAGAUGCAAGGGCAAGUAGGAGGCUCGAAAACGGCUUCUAUCGUGGCAGAUCUGUCCGAGACCACUUUCGAGACGCUCUACGGGGAGGAGAGGAUCGGAGGAGAAGUCCACUCCAUGGUGUGGGACCCCACCGGCGAAAGACUCGCGGCGAUCAUCAGAGGAGCAGCCCCUGGGAUAAUCGAGCCAUUCAGGCUCUCCUGGACGGGCCCCGCUCCGAGACAAAGCAGACCUUUGAGGGAGCACCGAAACACGGUGCUGGGGAUGCUGCUGCUUCGGGCUCCCUCCCUGCACGCCCCCGGCAGGGAAGGAGCUGAAGCUGCUGGGCCCAAACCUGGGGUUCUUUUCUGCCGUGCUUAA
Molecule: messenger RNA, 776 nt
Organism: Pygoscelis adeliae (Adelie penguin)
Lineage: Eukaryota; Metazoa; Chordata; Aves; Sphenisciformes; Spheniscidae
Gene: AAAS
Product: achalasia, adrenocortical insufficiency, alacrimia
Exons: 6
Coding region: 282-776 (164 amino acids)
Biological process (GO): nucleocytoplasmic transport
Cellular component (GO): nuclear pore
Source: RefSeq, a predicted model, not a curated record